AGCUCCACUGAUACAAUGGCGGGCAAACGUGGUCUGGAUAUUAUUCUGCAUAUAGCCGAGUAUGCACCAAGUAAGGGAGGCUUCGAUCGCGUUCUUAAAAUGAUUAAAAUCACUGGCGGCGGCGAAGGGCGAGCUUUUGGAGAGUUUACUGUGGAAAAGGAGCACUUGAACCAACAGGGGACCUUGCAUAGCGGUCUAACGGGCACAAUCGUGGACAACAUUUCCACCUACGCGAUGAUGUCGACGGGAUCACACCCGGGAGUUACAGCCAAUCUAAAUGUCUGCUACUUGUCGGGCGCAAAGGCAGGAGAGGUAGUUGAAAUAGAUGCCAGAACAGUGCGUGCAGGUCGCAAAAUGGCGUACUUGGAUAUCAUUUUGAAGCGCAAAUCGGAUGGAAUCCUUAUCGCCACCGGGAGGCAAAUCAAGUACAUUGAUUUCGACAAGAAGAAACUGGACUAUUAGAAGUCCACAGCAAUUUCAUGCACACAAAAUUUGAAUAAAAUAAUUUGUCAACGUA
Molecule: messenger RNA, 517 nt
Organism: Drosophila persimilis
Lineage: Eukaryota; Metazoa; Arthropoda; Insecta; Diptera; Drosophilidae
Product: acyl-coenzyme A thioesterase 13
Exons: 2
Coding region: 16-462 (148 amino acids)
Molecular function (GO): fatty acyl-CoA hydrolase activity
Source: RefSeq, a predicted model, not a curated record